Messenger RNA from Saccostrea echinata, 2498 nucleotides. RefSeq lists its product as uncharacterized. The transcript has 4 exons. Bases 8 to 1786 code for a protein of 592 amino acids. NCBI's taxonomy places the organism in Eukaryota, Metazoa, Mollusca, Bivalvia, Ostreida, Ostreidae. The record is from RefSeq and is a predicted model, not a curated record.
AACAGUGAUGCGUAACAAGAGCUUUGUCGCACUUUUAAUAUCACUGCAAAUAAUAAGACGUUUGGCACAAAAUGUGAUCGAAACCCGAAAUGGUAAGAUACAAGGAUUGACAGACCAGUGGGUGACGUCAUUUCUGGGAAUACGCUACGCUCUGGCUCCUAUAGAAAGCAGACGAUUUGCACCGCCAGUACCGAUACCAGCAUGGAACGGAACUUUGCAGGCAUUGAACUAUGGCCCUAUAUGUAUGCAGGCUAUGGAUAUUCUAAUGCAUAAGUUUUUGAACAAUUUGAAAAUAAGCGAGGAUUGCCUAAAUAUGAAUGUGUUUGUUCCAGUACAAAAGGAUAAGUCCAAACUUCCUGUCCUUAUUUAUGUUCACCCAGGACAAUUCCAAUACGGCGCAGGGGCUAUUAUCAAUGGUUCCUUCCUUGCUCUCGAAACAGGGUCAGUAGUGGUCACAAUCAACUAUCGUUUGGGAAUUUUUGGAUUUGCUUUGUUUCCAUCUCUUCCUUCCAAGAAUUUUGGAAUACAAGACCAAAUUCUGGCCAUCAAGUGGGUCAGAAACAACAUUGUUGCUUUUGGAGGUGAUGGGGACAAUAUUGCCAUUUUAACAGACUCUGUCAUGGCUAAGGCUCUUCAUUAUUCAAGCACCAAAGAAGCUUUGUUUUCCAAAAUUAUCUCUCUACCAUUUGAUAUACCCUAUUCACUUCAGAGAGCAGACGCAGCAGAGAUUUUCGUCAGCGAUACUAAAUUAAAAACUAUUUGCAAUUCAACCAGUUUACUGCCAUGUGUUCAUGAGAUAAGUCCAGAAGAUCUGCUCAGUGUGAGUUUGAACCAAUCCCCUUGGACCUUACCCCAUUUUCGACCAGUUCUAGAUGAUGAUAUUGUGAAGGGUGAGGACAGUCAAAAUCAUAGAUAUAUUGAACAAGUUCACCUUAAUGUAGUAGCUCCAUCCUAUAUAUAUCGAAAAAAGUCAGUGAUAGUACAACAGCGACAGUACCCAUGCACUCAAGAAAUUCUUCAGAAGGCUAUACAUAUGCUCUCAUCAAUGACUUCAUCUAAUGCAAGCAGCUUGCUGGAGACAUUCUAUUUUCCUGAUGACGUCACUGCAAAUAGUAUCUGCAAUGAAGUUUUACGCCUUCUCUAUGAUUUCUCUUCUGUAUCUUCCAUUAACAAUCUUAAUCACAUCAGUGGAUCAGCCCUAGUGUUUCUAGCUUUGCUGGAGCCAUACUAUGUGUUACAAGGUGGGACCAGUGAUCCUCUGUGCAUAUUCAGUGGAGGAGGAGAAGGAUGUGAUUCUGAUGCUACAACUGUCUUUGUCUUGUCAGCUGUUAAAAACUUUUUGCAGCAUGGUUAUCCCAGUUCAGAUAUUCAGAUAACAUGGCGUCCAUAUACAAAGCAAAGCAAAAAUCACUUGAUAUAUAAUGGUUACAAGACAUCAGCAGCCAAUAAAAGCAGAUGGCCACUAGUUCAGCAAGAAAAUCUAUGGUUGAAUUUAGCACCAGCAUUUAAAAAAAGUUGUUACAUCCCAAGCAAGUCCUGUCAAUGUCCAGCAACAACAGACUGGGGGAUGUCAGAAAAACAGCUGGAGAUUUUGUUAUACUGUCUUGUGUUUUGCUGUUUACUUCUGACCUUUGUAACGCUGACUUUGACCCGAAUUCUGUGCCAUGUAAACAAAAAGGGAGUUAAAGCAGCAAAAGCUAGGAGAAAUAUGAGGAAAGACAGUCCUUCGAAUGGUGGUCAUCAUAACGGUGCUUGUCAUGAAGAAGUUGAAGAUUCUAAGUUUUAAUCUGCCGGUACAAUGAGCAAAUUACUUCAUGUUGUGCUUAUUUAGGGAAACCUAUAGUCAUGCUUGGUUUGUAGGGGACAAUUUAAAAAAAUGAAUGAAGGGUAAUAAUUACUGAUGCACUGUAUCCCUACAUUUUCUCAUCAUUUUAAUGUUUGCAAUUAUAAACAAUUUAAUGACAUUUGAAAUUUCCGGUGCAGUAUAUCAUUUUGUCAAUUUUUCCCCAAGUAAUUUGAACUUCCAUGUCACACUGGUUAAAAUAUUUUAUCUACCCUGUUUACAGCUUUGUAAUCAGUACAAACCAUAUCCUGUCUUUUGUGAAAUGGACUUUGUGUUUAUAGAACAAAUAACCACCUCACUUUAGUAUAAUUCUCAGAAAGUACUGUAAAUCACCCUAUUUUUUCAUUUUGUAUAAUUACGCAUGACCAGCUGUUCACGAAAAUUUCAUUCUUGCGUAUAAUUCUAUUGUUAAAGAUUAUAUAGGACAAUAACCAAAAUUCCUGAAAAUUUUGUUUUGCUUAUAAAUACCAAACAGCUAUCUCUCAAAAUCAAGGUGCUGCAAAAAUUUAGUGAUCUACAGGAUUUUCUGAAAAAGUACUAAACUUUGAUAUCUCAAACAUGAUACACAUGUAGGUCUGAUGGUAUAACAGAUAUAUCUGACUUUUUAACAUAUUCCUGGAUUUUAAAGUUUUAAGUGUUUGAGAUGUUUAUUAAA